AUGAAUUUCGUUUUCUUCUUCUCAACCAAAUCAGACGGACUACUCGACUCGAAAAGGUUACCGCCACUGGAUGAUUUAAUCGCACAACAUCCGGAGUUGGGGGAUAGGUCAGAUGAAGCAUGGGAGGCUCAAUCGUUCAAGGAGAUACGAUGCUUGGAAAUUCUUUUUCCAACCGCCCAGCCUGCGGAUCCUCCCGACCCUGAAGCGAUACUUGGUUCUCAAUCAUCUGAAGAUGUCCUCUGGCAUGGGGAAAUCGCGAAUGGUCGACGAGUUCUCCAAGAAGUCCCCUUCAAUCUCCGUCAGGGAGCUGAAGGUGAUAUUCUCUUCCUGCAUUCUUCUGUGUGA
This is a messenger RNA of Cantharellus anzutake, 345 nucleotides long. RefSeq lists its product as uncharacterized. The record is from RefSeq and is a predicted model, not a curated record. Bases 1 to 345 code for a protein of 114 amino acids. NCBI's taxonomy places the organism in Eukaryota, Fungi, Basidiomycota, Agaricomycetes, Cantharellales, Hydnaceae. The transcript has 3 exons.